This is a messenger RNA of Myodes glareolus (Bank vole), 1266 nucleotides long. NCBI's taxonomy places the organism in Eukaryota, Metazoa, Chordata, Mammalia, Rodentia, Cricetidae. The record is from RefSeq and is a predicted model, not a curated record.
AUGCGGUUGAACCUGAGGCAUUACUUGGCUCUGGAAAAGAGUGGGACACAGCACUCUGAGGUCCAGGACAAAGCUGUCAACCUGUGUAGUAAAUCUAGACUUCCACUUAAAGGACUGAGGCAAGGGAGGAGCCCGCCCCUGAGCGGAUAUGGUUUACCCUCUCUUCCUGUGAGUGGGGAGGAACUGGGUAUUAGUGCCCCUGGCACGGAAACCGCCUCUGCUGCUCAGGCCCUGCUGCUGGCGAGUUCUGAGAGAGGUCUGCAGUCAAGGUCUGGCAGAUAUAAAGAUUCUAAAAAGGAAUAUCAAAAAAUGGGCCAUAAUGCUAAUGGGGCUGCCCCAGAAAUUCCAUUCUGGGGGAAAGAAGAGAACCAGUCAGAGCCAAGCACUUCUGCUGCUGACUUCCCACAGCAGUCUGAAAGCUCAGCACCCAGCAGCACUGCCAGCCAAGAAGUGACCCACAGAAAGUCUGAUAAGGGUGACCAGGGCCAAGGGGAUAGAAAUGAGCGUUCCUCCGGGGCUCUACUCUCCACUAGAAGCUUGCAGAUGGAUCUUCUGACAAGGAAGACAGGAAUGCUGAUGGAGUACAUGCUCUGCAAAUACAAAGUACAGCAGCUCAUGAAGAGGAGAGAGAUGCUCAAAGUUAUCAACAAAAGGUUCAAGGAACACUUCCCUGAGAUCCUCAAGAAAGCCUCCUAUCGAUUGGAUGUGGUGUUUGGCCUUGAGCUGAAAGAAGUCCAGCCACAUGGUCAAGCAUAUGAGCUUGUGAGCAAGCUAGGUUUCGAGGAUGAUGGAGGUAGGAGCAAUGAGCUAGGUGUAGGUCCUACCAGGGGCAUUCUGAUCGCUCUCCUAAGUGUGAUCUACCUAAAUAACUACUGUGCUUCCGAGGAGGAUGUCUGGUAUUUCCUAAAUGCUUUAGGACUCUAUGAUGGGAUCAUGCACGUCAUCUUUGGGGAUAUCAGGAAGCUCAUCACUGAGGAUCUAGUGCGGGAAGAAUACAUAGAAUACCGUCAGGUUCCUAACAGUGAUCCUCCUUCCUAUGAGUUCCUGUGGGGCCCGAAAGCCUAUGCUGAAACAAGCCAGAUAAAGGUGAUGGACUUUUUAGCCAAGGUCAGUGAAGCCUUGCCUGGGGUUUGCUUAUCUCGUUAUGAGCAGACUUUGACUGAAGAGGAAGAGAAAGCCCAAGCUGCAGCUGCAGCCAAGUCUGGCACUAAAGGCAAGGCCAAGGGACGUACUAAGACCAAGUUAAGUCGUCCUACUCACAAGUGA